UGGCAAAAUGAAACUAAUGAUGCAGGUAAGAUUUCCAGAAGCAGCUCUUCAGAAUGAGCCCUCGCUGUCAGCAAUUCUGCCAAGAAAUGGAGCCUUUUCUCUCUUCCACCUGCCACCCCUCUGAAGUAGUUCCUGUGGACAGAUUCACACAGCCAGUGCAGGAGGCCUUGUCUACACUCAAGGAAUGGGAGACUUGCUGGUGCCUAUUUCAUCCACAAACCGCCUUUGAUCGCAUUUGGAAGAGUCUCUUGGCCUGAAUUAAAGUGCUUUGGAGUAACUUCUGAGUCCCAGCAACAUGAGUGAAGAAACUCGUAGAAGUCUCCUACGUGACUGCCUGGUUGAGCUCAGAUGCCACUUUACCUGGGAGUUGGUUAUAGAAAAUGUGGACAUGCCUGAUUUGGAAAUAAGAAUCUCAGAGACUGAGUUCCUUGAUACCAACUAUAGCAUCGGGAUGCACAACCUCCAGGCCUACCUGAGCCACCUGAAAGGCCAGCAGGACCAAGCCCUGCAGAGCUUGAAAGAAGCUGAAGCCUUGAUCCAGAGAGAGCAGUUGGGCAAGAGAAGCCUGGUGACCUGGGGCAACUGUGCCUGGGUGCAUUACCACAGGGGCAGCUUGGAUGAAACCCAGAUCUACCUGGACAAGGUGAAGAAGGUUUGCAAGGAAUUUGCAAGUCCCUUCUGCUACAGGAUAGAGUGUGCUGAGAUGGACUGUGAGGAAGGCUGGGCCUUGCUGAAGUGUGGAAAACAAUAUUAUAAACGAGCCCUGGACUGCUUUGCAAGGGCUCUGGAAGAGGAGCCAGACAACCCUGAGUUCAACACUGGCUAUGCAGUGGUAGCCUAUCGCCUGGAUCACAAUGAGGGCACUUCUCUGGAACCUCUAAGGAAGGCUGUCAGCUUAAAACCAGAAGAUCCAUACACUAAAGUUCUCCUUGCCUUAAAGCUUCAGGAUUUAGGAAAAGCAGAUGAAGCAGAAAUACACAUUGAAGAAGCUCUGCCCAGAAUAUCCCAGAACUAUAUCUUUGGAUAUGUAGCCAAAUUUUACCGAAGGAAAGGUUUUGUGGAAGAAGCUCUUAACUUCUUUGAAAGAGCCUUGCAGACGAAUCCUUUAUCCACCUACUUGCAUUUCCAGAUUGGUCUUUGCCAUCAGAGACAACUGUUUCAAAUAAAGGAAGCUGCAAACAUGCAUCCUAGAGGGAAAGAUAGAGAAAGAGCAGACCAAUCCAUUCAUUUGGCUAUACGUUAUUUUGAAAAGACUUUAGAACUGAAACCCACAUAUGAGAUAGCUUAUGUUAAUCUGGCCGAAAUGUACUCAGAGAUUGGUCAACUUGAAAAGGCAGAGGAAAUUUUUCAGAAAGUGUUGAGCAUGAGUAACUUGGAAGAGCAUAUGCAGCAAGAGAUCCAUUUACGCUAUGGCCGCUUCCAACAAUUCCAUGUCAAAUCAGAACAGAGAGCCAUCACCCACUACUUAAAAGGCCUGAAAAUAGAGGCAACUUCUCACUCCAGGGAUAAACUGCUCAAGGCUUUGGAGAAGCUAGUUGAAAGACGAAUUCACCAGAAUAGUCGUGUCCUGGAAAGCUGGAGCCUCCUUGGUUUUGUCUACAAGCUGAAAGGGGACACAAGUGAAGCCUUGUCAUGCUAUGAGAAGGCCCUGAGGCUCACAGGAAAACUGAACCCAGAGUUUUGAGUUAUGGGUCAUUAAGUCGCUUAUUAAGUAUGGACAUGACUCCCUAUUUCUAACAUUACUAGGGGAAAAUAGCUCAAGCUACCUCUGGUCUCACAGAAUGAAGUGGUAUAACUUCUAGCCAGCAUAUUCUAGAGGGUCCUGCUCAGACCUGCUUAGAUUGGUGGCUCUAGAUGCAGCCAAACAGAAACACAGCAAAGCCUUUUGUUCAUUAAAGUUCUGGGCAGGUCAGCUUUCUGGUCAACCACACUCAGAACUAAUACUGAUCCUCUCAGAGGCCCAUUCCAUAGGAAGGAGUAGGCUAAUGUCGUUCCUUUUAUUCCUUGUGAUUCCAACCCGGACCUUGCUAAACAUUUGUAACCCUUGGAGCUCAGGGCAGAGAAGACUGUAUUUUUUUUUUUUCUUAGCUUUCACAGUAACUAAUAAUAUCUGCCUUCCCUCUGCCAUCAGUGCUUCUGUCUUUCCCUGAUUGGUAUUUGUCAGGAAUGUUAGCCCUUCCUCUCAGUUCUCUCUGUCUUCCAGUGGCAGUUGUAGUUUCAGCUUUAAAACAUUACGUUUAGUAUGAUUACUUUUUACUUACCAUAAAAUGCACUUAUUAAAGAUUUAUGCACCCUGAGUCUCAA
Molecule: messenger RNA, 2304 nt
Organism: Arvicanthis niloticus (Nile rat)
Lineage: Eukaryota; Metazoa; Chordata; Mammalia; Rodentia; Muridae
Product: antiviral innate immune response effector IFIT1-like
Biological process (GO): defense response to virus
Cellular component (GO): cytosol
Molecular function (GO): protein binding; RNA binding
Source: RefSeq, a predicted model, not a curated record